Molecule: messenger RNA, 2253 nt
Organism: Cydia strobilella
Lineage: Eukaryota; Metazoa; Arthropoda; Insecta; Lepidoptera; Tortricidae
Product: cytochrome P450 4C1-like
Exons: 10
Coding region: 24-1517 (497 amino acids)
Molecular function (GO): monooxygenase activity; iron ion binding; heme binding
Source: RefSeq, a predicted model, not a curated record
UUUAGCUCAGAUUCCUGCCCGCCAUGUUUUGGUGGUUACUGUUCGCGAGCGCCGCUUUCGCCGUAGUGCUGUACCGACGGCAGAGGAGAGGAUUCUACAAACUCUACGAUGCUUAUCCCUUAGGACUACCCAGCUAUCCUCUCAUCGGCCAUGGGUACAUAUUUAAGGGUACAGAUGAAGAUCGAAUGAACUCCUUAAAUAACCUAGGAAAAGCAUCACUACAACAUGGUGGUAUCGGUUGUUUUUGGCUGGGACCAAAAUUGUACUCCGUAAUCACAGAUCCCGAGGUGUUGGAGGUGGUGGCGAAGACGUGCCUUGAGAAGGAUGACGACAUGAUGAAGUUCGUUCGGCUCGUGCUUGGAGACGGCCUCAUAUUCGCUCCAGUUAAAAUUUGGCGUCCUCGUCGCAAAGUCAUGGCUCCAACAUUCAACAUGAAGAAUCUGCAGAAUUUCGUGCCGAUAUUCGACAAGCAGAGCGUUAUUAUGACUGAGAAGCUGCGCGAGAGAGCGGGCCGUGGCGACUUUUCCUUUUGGGACUAUGUCACAACUUACACUUUUGACUCUAUUUGCGAGACAGUUCUCGGCAUUGAAUUAAAUGCUCAGAAGCACCUACAUCACGAUUUUAUCACCGCCUUCGAUGCCUGCGCUCAGGUCAUUGCCCAGCGGAUGCUGUCACCCUGGUUGUACUGGGAUUGGGUCUUCAGACUAACGUCACUCUAUAAGCUUUUUGAAGAUACAAAAAAAACAAUUCAUGGCUUUUUUGAUGAGACAUUACGUGCUAAAAGAAAACAACUAGCAAGCGGGUUGGUUGAGAAUGAACGUAAAACCUUCCUUGACAUGAUGAUCGAACCCUCCGGACAAGCCCGAUAUUCGGACGUCGAGCUUCGCGAAGAGGUACUAUCAAUAGUGUCCGCUGGCACAGACACUUCGGCUGUUGGUACUGCGUUUACUGCUCUCAUGCUGUCCAGACAUCCCAGGGUGCAGGAGAAGGUGUACGAUGAACUGAAGGAAGUUUUCGGCGACUCCGACAGGCCAGUGACAUGGCAAGAUCUACCAAAGCUGAAGUACCUCGAAGCCGUGAUUAAGGAAACUCUGCGCCUGUACCCACCAGCGCCGGCCGUCGUUAGAGAUGUUAACGAGACCGUCGUAUUACCAAACGGGACAACAUUGGUUCCGGGCACAGCGCUCAUGCUGCACUUCUGGGGCACGCACCGUAACGUGAAGUACUGGGGCGCUGACGUGGAAGAGUUUCGGCCCGAGCGCUUCCUGCAGCCCUUGAGGCACCCCGCGCAGUACGCGCCGUUCAGCUACUCUGUAAGGAACUGCAUAGGUGCAAACUACGCCAUAAUGUCAGCAAAGACGAACUUAUCCAACCUGCUCCGCCGCUACAUACUACUACCGCCAUCUAGCGUGCCGCCAGAGAAACUCGCAUGCCCGUUGCGAAUCAAGUUUGACAUCAUGAUGAAACAUUGUGACAAGUUUGAGCUCAGGAUUGAGCAUAGACACAAGGAAGCUUAGAGCAUUAAAUUAGAAACUGGAGGCGCCUUGUCUGUCAUUUUCUGUACAAAACAGUCUGUCGAUUUUUGCGGGGGAGGGGCACGUCAAAAGUAUAAACGUCAGUCCAUACACAAGUAUGCAAAUGGGUAUUUGACUAUUAGUCAAAUCAAAUUCUUUUUUCGAACUGUCAAAACCAUUUUGCUACUAUGGAAUUUAUAUGAAACACUAGCAUGUGACGUCACAAUCAAAUUACCUACUCUUUAUAGUUACACACUGGUUUUAAAAUAGAAAUUGUGUCUAAAAAUAACUGCUGUCUACGUUUCUCUAUUAAUCUUUUGGUGCUUUAUUUCAUGCACGGUGAAAAAUAAUUUAUUUUAAAAUACAGUCAAAUACCCUAUUGUGCAAGGUUUUCGGCAGAGUAAGCUUUAAAGACGACUCCGGUUAUGAAAUGCUCUAAGCAAGGAACAUAUCGGAUACACCGGGUAAUCCUCCCAGAAUAAAAAACAGUAUUUAACAAUGGACAUUGACAUUUCGGAGACCUCACGCUACACUAGCGCCACUAGCGACGAUUUCAUACGCGGUAGGCCUAAUUGUCAGGAACCCAAAAAGUCUGUAGUCCGUGGUGUUCUGUACUAAAUGUUGCCAUAUUUAAUCCUGAUACCUUAAUUGACCGAAUUAUUAAAUGCAUAAUUAUGUAUUUCUGGGUUUGAAUCCAGGCCAGAUUUACGCAUUAAGGGGCCCACUGACUAUCAAUCCG